GACAAACCGGCAAGCACUACAGAAAGAGAUGCUGCGGCGACGUCCCCUCACAUCGCCCUCCGCCCAGCAGCAGCAGCCCUCUCCAAACUAUUGGUGACGCGCUGGGAAGCACCUAGCACUAUGUGCGCGCCCGCGGGAGGGGCCGAUAGAAAAUGGCGAGCCUGUGCAAGAGGCAGCAAUGCACGGUAGAGAGGCGCGGCUUUCGGCAGGAACUUGACUCGUGGAGGCACAAACUCAUUCACUGUGUAGGGUUCGAGAGCAUCCUGGAAGGCUUGUUUGGGUCCGGACUAAUCGACAACAUCACCCUCUUUCAAGACUGCGAGCCCACGGAGGUUUCAGACUGGUCUUUUGAUGAGAACUGUCUCUUCUGCUGCUCGAGGCGGGAGAAAAAGGUGAAGAAGCGGACAGAAGAGGACCGUGUUGUGGACAGCCAGGUGAACCAGAGUGACGAGCAGUCUAGGAUCUGUCUGGAGAGGCAGGCACAAGACUUCCUCAAUGCUGUGUUGCACAGGAAAGAACUGCCAGGUUUCUCCGACCCUCAGAUCCCCUUAGUGGCUCGUGAGAUCAUGCACAGAAUGAUCCGCCAGUUCGCUGCCGAAUAUACCUCAAAAACUACUCAGGAAGACCCGCCAAACACCCCCAUCAAGGACCAAAGCCUGCUGCCGAGAGCGCCCUCUCUGGCCCCGGGCCCUGGGAGUCCCCAGGGGCCCCGGCCACUGAGCCCCCUGGCCCUGCCUCCGCCAGAACCCAGCUCACCAUCCCCCUCGCCCUCCUCCUCUUCAUCCUCCUCAUCCUCAGCCUCCUCCCCGUCACCCGCUAACGCCGGUGGAGCCACUCCUGCUGCUCCUUCUGCUAGCAGCGCUGCUACCGCUAGCGGCGCUAGCAGCGCUGCUACCGCCGCUGCCUCGGCCCAGAACCCGGUGCUCAGCAAGCUGCUGAUGGCCGCCCAGGACGCGCCGCUGGACCUCACCGUCCGCAAGGCCCAGGAGGAGCUGGAGCCCAGCCAGCAGGAUGGCGUCCUGGACCUCUCCACCAAGAAACAUCACAGCAUCCUCAAAACCUCGCCUGGCCUCUCCUCCUCGCCCACCGUCAAGGGGAGAUCCAUCGGACUGGACCGAGCCUCCAGGGACCUGGACGAGGAGGACGGCCCGCUGCCAAGAAGCUUGCAGGACGGGCGGAGGGACCUCUCCAUCAGCUCUACCUCCCUCAAGCCACCCCUGGCCCGCUCGCUGGUCAUCAAGGAAGAGCUCCGGAGCCAGAAGCACCGCCUCCUCAGCCAACCCGCCGCACUCUCAUUGGCUAAUCUGGAGUCGGCCGGUUUGCUCAACCACGGGCAAGCCCACUCACUCCUGAGCCGGGAGAGCUCCGGGUCCCCGUGGGGGGGGAAAGCCCGCCUGGACAACCUGCUGAAGCUGAAGCAGGCCAGCGGCUCUCUCUGCGGGGCCCUCGGCGACCUCAAGGAGCUGCCUCUGUUCCUGGAGAACCACCACCACCACCACCACAACCACCACGGCUCCUCCAAGGGCUCCGCACACCACCACCACCACCACGGCCACCUGCAGAUCUCCAAAGCCUACCACCACCACAACCACGACAGCAAGCGAGAGCAGGGCCACUCCCCCCCCGUGGACCUGAAGAUCCCCCAGGUCCGCGGCGUGGACCUCUCCUGGGAGAGCCACGCCUCCGACCUCUUCGGCUACGGUCCCCUGGGGCUGGGGGGCAGCAGCCUCGCCGAGAACGCGCUCAGCCGCAAGCUGAGAGCCAUCCUUCCCAAGCAGAACCACCGAGGAGGUCUGGGGGGCUUGCUGGAGGGGGCGUCCGACUACUGGAGCUCCUCCGAGCUGGACCAUCCCAGCUCCGGACCGGCCUACUCCAACUGCGACCUGGAGGGAGACUCGGUGUCGAAGCAGCCCAGGAAGAAGAGGGGCCGGUACCGGCAGUACAACAGCGAGAUCCUGGAGGAGGCCAUCGGCGUGGUGAUGACCGGGAAGAUGAGCGUGUCCAAGGCGCAGAACAUCUACGGCAUCCCGCACAGCACCUUAGAGUACAAGGUGAAGGAGCGCAUGGGCACCCUGAAGAACCCCCCAAAGAAGAAGCUGAAGCUGAUGAUGAGGAUGGAGGGGGGCCCGGACUCCGCCGCCGAGUCCGAGAACACGCCCACCACCACGCCCCGCGACGACGAGCCACCGCUGGCGGCCGCCGAGCUGAACGACGACUAGUGUCACACCUUUUGA
Molecule: messenger RNA, 2234 nt
Organism: Gadus morhua (Atlantic cod)
Lineage: Eukaryota; Metazoa; Chordata; Actinopteri; Gadiformes; Gadidae
Gene: lcor
Product: ligand dependent nuclear receptor corepressor
Exons: 9
Biological process (GO): regulation of transcription by RNA polymerase II
Cellular component (GO): nucleus
Molecular function (GO): DNA binding
Source: RefSeq, a predicted model, not a curated record